This is a messenger RNA of Kogia breviceps (pygmy sperm whale), 882 nucleotides long. The record is from RefSeq and is a predicted model, not a curated record. Lineage: Eukaryota; Metazoa; Chordata; Mammalia; Artiodactyla; Physeteridae.
AUGUCUUAUCUUGAGCAGCCGCCUUACGCAGUCAGUGGGCCGAGUCUGACCACUUCGGGCGUGGACUUGCUGCUCCCCUUGGUGGGCUACCCGGCCACCCCUCGGAAACAGCGGCGGGAGAGGACGACGUUCAGCCGGGCGCGGCUAGAUGUGCUGGAAGCGUUAUUUGCUGAGACCCGAUAGCCAGGUGUCUUCGUGUGGGAGGAGGUGGCGCUGAAAAUCAACUUGCCCGAGUCCAGGGUCCAGGUGUGGUUUAAGAAUCGAAGAGCUAAGUGCCGCCAACAGCAGCAGCAACAGCAGAAUGGAGGUCAAAACGAAGUGAGGACGUCUCCUGCUCGGGAAGUGAGUUCAGAGAGGAGCAAGCGGCCAGUUCACUCCCCCUCGAGCACCUCAGGCCCAGCCACUGGCAGCAGCCGUGCUCCUGGGUCUGCCUGGAGCCCCGCUUCCGCCUCCCCCCUGUCAGAUCCCUCGUCCACCUCCUCCUCCUGCGUGCAGAGGUCCCACCCCAUGACCUAUACUCGGGCUGCAGGUUAUCGUCAAGGAGAUGCUGGCUCAACUUCCUACUUCGGGGGCGUGGGCUGUGGAUCUUAUUUGACCCCUCUGCGUCACCAGCUUCCUGGGCCAGGGACCACACUCAGUCCCGUGGGUACCCACGCAGUCACCGGCCACCUCAGUCAGCCCCCAGCUUCUCGCUCCACCCAGGGAUAUGGAGCUUCAAGCUUGGGUUUUAACUCAACCACUGACUGCUUGGAUUUCAAGGCCCAAACUGCCUCCUGGAAGCUUAACUUCAAUGCCGACUGCUUGGAUUAUAAAGAUCAGACAUCUUCGUGGACGUUCCAGGUUUGGUGAGGACCCACAGAACCUCUCUUUGUGGGCGGACCG